AUGUCUGUCAGUUCAUUAUUAAUUCUGUCACAUAACAUAAGCAAUUUAUUAGCUUCAUUGGGAAUGAGUCUUUUUAUGAAUGCUAUUUUCUUGAAUAUAUCUGCUGGUUUUAUUUCUGGAGGCGGUGGAGAAGGAAGUGGCGGGGGUGGUGGGGAAGGCAGUUCUUCCCUUCUCUACAAUAUAAUUUACCAUAUAAAUAAUGUUAAUUGGAGUGUGUUAAGUAUUGUUUUACUAAUAUAUACAUUGAAAGGGCCCUAUGAUGUUCACUCUAUUAUUCAAGAAAUUAAAGAUCAAUUAUUACUUAACGAAAAUAUUUGGGAUAAUAAUGAUGAGAAAAAAUUAAGGUUUUGUGAACGCACAAAAAAUUUAGUUGAACGAAUCGAAGGAAUUAAAAUUCAUAGAAUUGAUCAACAAUUAUUUAAUUUGGUAUUUAUUGCGCAAAUGGUGUUAUUGUGGUUACUUGUUGCUUAUUCUAAAUAUUCUAAAAAAUAG
Messenger RNA from Meloidogyne enterolobii, 492 nucleotides. The record is from the annotation of a GenBank genome assembly. NCBI's taxonomy places the organism in Eukaryota, Metazoa, Nematoda, Chromadorea, Rhabditida, Meloidogynidae.